CUUCCUCGCACUGUAACGAGAAAUCAAAAGGAACGAGGGAAAACGAAAGAAAUGAAGCUUUUGGGUGUACUUCGACAUUGCAGCAAUUUAUCGAGAAGCAAAGCCGUAAUGUGUGCGACUGGUGGAGUUCAGAGGGAGUUAAUAGGGUUCGAGCGAGGAUUCUCUUCCUACUCGGAGGAUUCUGAGAUGGAGGAAUUCUUAGAUUACUUGGACAGGCUGAAAAAUUACGAGAAAGCCGGGGUGCCCAAAGGUGCGGGAACGGAUUCAAGUGAUGGAUUUGAUCUUGGGAGAAUGAAUCGCUUGAUGGAACGGCUCGGGAACCCUCAUUCUAGUUUCAAGGCCGUACAUAUCGCUGGGACUAAGGGAAAAGGAUCAACUGCGGCCUUCCUCUCCAAUAUUUUACGGGAAGGAGGGUAUUCUGUUGGUUGCUAUACUAGUCCGCAUCUUUGGACUAUCAGGGAACGGAUGUCAUUGGGCAGAGAAGGAGAUCUGGUGCCAGCAAAGAAGUUGAAUGAUCUUUUUCAUCGCAUUAAGCACAUUUUUGAUCAGUCAAUAGAACUUGAAAAUGGAUCUAUCAGUCAUUUUGAGGUUCUUACAGCUAUGGCAUUUGCCCUAUUUGCUCAAGAGAAAGUUGAUAUUGCAGUUGUGGAGGCUGGUUUGGGUGGAGCACGAGAUGCAACAAAUGUCUUCAGUAGCUUGGGACUUGCCACAUCAGUGAUAACAACAAUAGGUGAGGAACACUUGGCUGCACUUGGGGGCUCGAUAGAAAGUAUUGCAAUCGCAAAGUCGGGAAUCAUUAAACAUGGGCGCCCACUGGUUUUGGGUGGGCCAUUUAUUCCUUAUAUUGAGCGUAUUCUUCGGGAUAAAGCAUCCUCAAUGAGUUCUCCUGUUGUAUCGGCAUCUGAUGCUGGAAAUAGAAGCACAAUGGGGGGCAUUGGAAGAGACAAAGGAAAACCUUACCAGCUAUGUGACAUUGUCAUUCAUAUUAAGAAGGACCUGCAGUUGUUUGUUGAAUUAUUUGAUGUCAAACUGUGCAUGUUGGGGCAUCACCAGCUUCAAAAUGCUGUAACUGCCACUUGUACUGCACUUUGUCUACGUGGUCAAGGAUGGAAUCUGUCUGAUGAAUCGAUUCAUGCUGGCUUAGAGCGUACAUAUUUGCUAGGGAGAAGCCAAUUUCUGACAUCUGAAGAAUCAGAAGCAGUUGGAUUACCUGGGCUAACAAUACUACUUGAUGGAGCCCACACCAAAGAAUCUGCUAAAACUUUAGCCGACACAAUUCAUAUGACACAUCCACAUGCACCACUGGCUCUUGUGGUAGCAAUGGCAAGUGACAAAGACCACCUGGCUUUUGCAAGAGAACUUCUUUCAGCUAUACAACCCGAAGUUGUUGUUACAACUGAGGUAACCAUUGCUGGGGCUGGAUCCCGAACGACAUCUGCUUCCUUGUUAAAAGGUGCUUGGAUUCAGGCUUCCAUGGAAUUGGGUACUGGCUUUGUGGACAUUGGAAGCGGAGACUACGGAAAGUAUCUUGAAGAUCAAACAGAUUGCUCUGUAAGGUCAUUGAAACAUGAACCUGUAUUGGCUGUUGUUAAUUCAGUGGAGGAUUCCAUGAAAACAGCAAAUAUGAUUCUGGGAAUGAGAGCAGGGAAUCAAUCAGGUGUCAUUGUAGUUACAGGCUCUUUGCAUGCUGUAUCGUCGAUAUUAUCGUCUCUUCACAGGUAAAUUGUGUUGUAUUUAUUAUUA
Messenger RNA from Telopea speciosissima, 1743 nucleotides. Its product is annotated as dihydrofolate synthetase. The record is from RefSeq and is a predicted model, not a curated record. Gene Ontology annotation, cellular component: mitochondrion; cytosol; cytoplasm. Gene Ontology annotation, molecular function: ATP binding; tetrahydrofolylpolyglutamate synthase activity. The transcript has 10 exons. Gene Ontology annotation, biological process: tetrahydrofolylpolyglutamate biosynthetic process. NCBI's taxonomy places the organism in Eukaryota, Viridiplantae, Streptophyta, Magnoliopsida, Proteales, Proteaceae. Bases 52 to 1722 code for a protein of 556 amino acids.